Symbiodinium pilosum is the source of this 1812-nucleotide messenger RNA. NCBI's taxonomy places the organism in Eukaryota, Dinophyceae, Suessiales, Symbiodiniaceae. The record is from the annotation of a GenBank genome assembly.
AUGCAGGCGGCUACGGCCUAUGCGAUGCGAGGCCGCAAAGCUGUGAUGGACACCAUCCUACCCUUUAUGGAGGACAAGGCCACAACCGAUCCCGAAAAGGCAUUCCGUUUGAUCGACCACGUGGAGUUUCUGAAGUUCGCAAAGGCUAUGCAGGAGCACAAGACCGAAAAGAAGCAUCAGAGGAUGGCGCUGACGCAAGGGCAUCUGAAGAUUGAGGACCUGUCUGAGUUGAGCGACCAUGAUGACGAUGACAUGGAGGAGCACAUUGAGUUCACGGAGCAGCAAGCAUCGACAGACAUCAAGCAUGCGCAGGCCCUGCCGAGCACGCCGCUGUCCGCGGUUGGCUUGAAUGCGUCUGCUGCUGCUCAUUGGUGCGUGGGGAAGACGGUCGCCCUCUGGAAUCAUGCUCAUCAACACUACAUCCGAAUGUCCAAUUCCCGGAUUGAGAAAGGUGCUAAGGGAUGGAAGAAUGACAUGCCCUACAGCUGGACGUGGGAACGAUUCGUAUGCGUGGAUGUUGGAAACGGGGAGCUUGCCUUCCACAGCACGGAGCACAACCGCUUCCUGCGCCUGAACAACGGGGUAAUGGACAGGAGCAACGAGUGCAGCAAAGACUUCAUUCCCGACAACUGGACUUGGGAGCGGUUCAAGUUGAAGGACAUGGGCAAUGGCCACUUCGCACUGUUUAACCAAGCCUGGAAGAAGGUCAUGAAGAUGGACCAUGGCAAUGCUGUUGUCACCAUCAGUCGCAACAGUGUCAACAGUAUCCCUUCCUCGUGGACAUGGGAGAAGUUUUACAUCCAGGAGGUCUCGCAGGCCCCGGCAUUUUCUUAUUGGUUCAUCACCAAGACGGUUUUCUUGUGGAACGACGCCCAUAAAUAUUAUAUUCGAAUGGACAAAGAUAAGAAUGUUGAGAAGUCAAAGAAGGGCUGGAAGGAUCCCUUCCCUGGCGACUGGGAUUGGGAACGAUGGGUUCCCAUCAUGGCCGGACAUGGCGAGGUCGCCUUCCACAACACCCAGUGGAACCGUUUUCUACGCAUGAACAAUCAGGGAAGAAUGGAUGCGAGCGGUCCUUGUGAUUGGCAUCACCUCAGAGAGGGCAUGACCUGGGAGAGGUUCAAGGUGAUGCAGAUGGGGAAUGGCAACAUUGCCCUCUACAACACGGCACACCGCAGGUUCGUGAAGAUGGAUGGGGGCAAUGGCCUGGUCACCAGCGCACCAAUGGACUUCUGGGAUCUUCCAGACUGGUGGACAUGGGAGAAGUUUUACAUGAAGGAGGUGGGUGAAGUGCGGAGAUGCAAUUUCUGGUGCAGACUAGCAUCGCCAUUCGUGAAGGUUUUCAAAGCCGUUACGAGCUUCGUCACGAAGCUCUUGCAAUGCUUCGGACAGUUCGCCGUCACUGCAAACACGGGCUACAGCCGGGACAUUAACCCGCCCACCGUGGCUGUGAAUGUGGGAAUUUCUGGUGGAGCCCAGUACGGUCUCCAAAGCAUCCUCAAGGGGAAACCACCGUCGGUCAGCAUGGCAUUGAAAAUAGGAGCUGCUGCAGGUUCUGUGACGGCUUGGUCUUGGCUUGGAGUCGGCGUAUCAGUGAGCGUUAGUUGCAAAGCUGCUGAUACCUUUGGCUGCAAGUUCGGCAUCGCAGUUGGCGCCAUCGCAAAGGGCUGGAGGAAGAAAGGGGCUGAUGCACUCGGAUGUGUUUUCGGACCUACUGUCUUCGGUGCUUUUGAGUGCAAAUCAUGUGUUGGCGGCACAAUGCUGCUGUUCUGCUGCUCAUAUGACUUCUUGACGGGCGAUAACUCUUGCCGGUGA